AAAGACAGGAAGUGUAAUAGGAAGGGAAGUAUUGUGUACAUGUGUCUCGUUGCGAUGUCGCCUGCCUCUGCAAGAAUUUAUGAGUAAUGUCGUAUCGGGCUACUUUGACUCUACCAAAAGGCUUCUCUGAAUGAAUGUGUUUGUUUAAAACUCAAGAAAAGGAAGCAGAUACCACGAGUCAUGCCUGUGUCGGCAUGAAGAAGUGUGUGUGAUCUUAUGGUGUAACCAUGACAAGAGCAGCACUGACUAAACUCCUCAUCCUCGUGAUCCUCGCCUUCAUCAUCUGCCUCCCAGAGUUCUUCACAUUGUACAGAGUAUCAAAAGUGAACUUCCUCUGCCUGCCUUACCGACCUUGUGAGCGAGCAAAUCAAGUGAAGAAAGGGACAAAUGGGAAGAUGGGGGAUGCUGAAAUUAGGAGAAAGGAUAUGUGUGACCCCACACAGACACCAGAAAGUGAACAGUGGGAGCAGGACUGCACACAGGAGAAUCAAAACAACACAACAGAUCCUGAGUCCGACUCCAGGAGAGGCGGUGAAGACCCAGAAAAGAGCUGGUUCAUGUGUGAAACGGACAUGGACAUCGCAGAAUUACAAAGCAACAUGUCAUCUUCAGCUAUAAAAACACACUUGGAGGUGUCAGUGAAGCUUCGACUUGGAGAUACAGACACCCUGAAUCUCACUUUGUACAGCCACAAUAAUCAAAGCUCCUUAUACCUCCACCAACCUGAGGAGGAGGAAGAGGAGGAGAAGGAUGAUGAAGGACAAAAGAAGGCAUUUUACUGCUGUCUCCCUGUCUCACGCAACCCAAGGUCAGCCAAUCAAAGCCGCUGUCUCCUUUGGCUCGCCAAUCAAACAGUUUUGACUGGAACAGCAAAGGAAAAGCUGCCAUGGAAACGGACACAGAAAGAGGAGUGGCGGUGUGUGUUCAGGGUGACCUGGCUGGCUCUGCUGUGUGUGGUGAUGCUGACUAUAGUCACAGUUGUGCUCGGAAAAAUCUACUAUAGGGAACGCUUACGCAGAAAGCCCAACUUGCACUCUGUUGCUUACGACAUCACCGGCCAGCAGUUGAACGAUGGUGAGAAUCAAACAGAGAUGACCAUCAAUCCCAAAGGGAUGAUCCUUCACUCUUAUGGAUCCCGACGUCCGUCAGAACUGUCACCCAUUCAAGAAGUUGACAACCAAGAUGACAGAGAAACUCUGCUGGAUGGAAAUGUUGACCACUGCUAUACAGCAAAUCUGCAUCAUCGCAUCCAUCCUUCCACUUCCCCCCUGACAGAGGAGCAGGCCGUGUUUGGAGGAGCAGCCACAGGAGCACACAAAUGGACUUUAAAAUGACUGCUUCAAUUACCAGCCACCUUUAUGGUGAAAAUAAAACAUCUGAGACACA
Sebastes umbrosus (honeycomb rockfish) is the source of this 1386-nucleotide messenger RNA. RefSeq lists its product as uncharacterized. The record is from RefSeq and is a predicted model, not a curated record. The coding region runs from base 228 to 1334 and encodes 368 amino acids. The transcript is spliced from 10 exons. NCBI's taxonomy places the organism in Eukaryota, Metazoa, Chordata, Actinopteri, Perciformes, Sebastidae.